This is a messenger RNA of Bufo bufo (common toad), 924 nucleotides long. RefSeq names its product gastrula zinc finger protein XlCGF49.1-like. The transcript has 4 exons. Gene Ontology annotation, biological process: regulation of DNA-templated transcription. NCBI's taxonomy places the organism in Eukaryota, Metazoa, Chordata, Amphibia, Anura, Bufonidae. The record is from RefSeq and is a predicted model, not a curated record. Gene Ontology annotation, cellular component: nucleus. Bases 103 to 765 code for a protein of 220 amino acids.
GGGAGAGGAAACCUCCAGGAACCUGAGGGAAAGAGGAAGUUCUGCUGGAAACGUCCUGUAAAGAGGCUCUGAUGUCCGGACAGCGGGAGGGAGAGCCCCGGCAUGAGGAGCAGAGAGAUCCAGUCAGAGGACAACACCAGAGAGAUGUCCGCGUCCUCUCCUUCCACAGGACGGUCAGAUGACUGUACUGGGAGCUUGGAGAAACAUCUCAUAUCUACAUAUUGUAAUGCAGAUGAUCCAUGUUCAGAAUGUAGGAAAUCUUUUACUGAAAAAUCAUCUCUUAAGAGCCAUCAGAAAAUUCACACAGGAGAGAAGCCGUUUUUGUGCUCAGAAUGUGGAAAAUGUUUUACUAGAAAAACACAUCUUGAAAAACAUCAGAGAAUUCACACAGGAGAGAAGCCGUUUUCAUGUUCAGAAUGUGGAAAAUGUUUUACUAGAAAAACACAUCUUAAAAACCAUCAGAGAAUUCACACAGGAGAGAAGCCGUUUUCAUGUUCAGAAUGUGGCAAAUCUUUUACUAGAAAAAUACAUCUUCAGAACCACCAGAGAAUUCACACAGGGGACAAGCCGUAUUCAUGUUCAGAAUGUAGGAAAUCUUUUAUUGAGAAAGCAUCUCUUAAGAGCCAUCAGAAAAUUCACACAGGAGAAAAGCCGUUUUCGUGUUCACAAUGUGCUAAAUGCUUUACUAGAAAGUCAAUUCUUCUUCUACAUCAAAUAAGUCACACAGGAGACAAGCCGUAUUCAUGUUCAGAAUGUGGCAAAUGAUUUACUCAGAAAUCAUCUCUUGUUCAACAUCAGAGAAUUCACACCGGGAACAACCAAUUCUGAAUCCUUCCUGUAAAAUAUGCCAUGAAUUUCCAUAUUUUUCUUGCUAGCAUUUAUAACGAGAAGACUCUUCUUUGUUAUAAAAAUAUUGCAUAUAUA